Messenger RNA from Polychytrium aggregatum, 1731 nucleotides. RefSeq names its product peptidase M24, structural domain-containing protein. Gene Ontology annotation, cellular component: mitochondrion. The transcript is spliced from 12 exons. Bases 54 to 1715 code for a protein of 553 amino acids. Gene Ontology annotation, molecular function: manganese ion binding; metalloaminopeptidase activity. NCBI's taxonomy places the organism in Eukaryota, Fungi, Chytridiomycota, Chytridiomycetes, Polychytriales. The record is from RefSeq and is a predicted model, not a curated record.
CUGUCGACCAUUCCCCUCUUCUUGCUGGUGGCUUGACUCGUUCAUUCGUCAUCAUGCUGAGACUCUCCUCGACCUGGUGUCGUCUGCGCUCCCCCCCUCCGCGGGGGUAUGGCUGUUCUGUUCCACGGUCACGACCGCUGUCUUCUUCGGCACUCCUUGGCGCCUAUAGCGACAUCAAGUUCUCUCGAUCGCCAUCCUUUGGAUCGAAUCAAAAGCCUGCGGCCUCGCUUCCGCCACUGGGUCUGAUCGCCCAGCCGACGCCUUCCACCCAUCCUCACCUGAUGAAGCCUGGAGAAGUCACGCCCGGUAUCUCCGAACUGGAGUAUGAGCUGCGUCGAGCCAAGUUGAUGAGCGAAUGCCCGGAUGGAAGCGUGGUCGUCGUCGCUGGAUACGGACUCCGCUACAUGACCAACGGAAUCUUCUACCCCUUUCACCAGAACACCAACCUGCUCUACCUCUGCGGCUUCAUGGAGCCAGACUCAGCCCUCAUCCUCGAAAAGAGCCCCAGUCUUGACCGAGGAUUCAAGAUGACGAUGUUUGUUCGUCCUCGAGACAAGCGUACCGAAAUCUGGGAUGGUCCUCGUGCUGGAAUCGAGGGAGCAGAAUCUUAUUUCGGGGCUGAUGAGGCCCAUCCCAUCGAAACCCUGCCUUCGUUCCUCGAGCAUCUCGUCGACUACCCCCCUGCUGGGCCUGUGUUCACGGAUCUGCCGAUCACUGCGAGCCCUCCUUCCCCGCUCGACGGCACGCACAUUCGAACCAGUGGCGGCCACGCUGCCAGCGCUGCAAGCAAGGACAACAGUGUCACCGAGUUUCUUCGCCAUGUGGGCUUCCGCCGCAAGCCGUCUGGUCCAUGGCCGUCAUGGGAAUCAGGCAAAGUUGGGAAGGAAAUAGAAGUCAAGCGUCUCUCGCCCAUAUUGAAUCAGCUUCGCUUAUGGAAAUCGGAUGCCGAAGCCAAGUUGAUGCGCGAGUGCGGACGCAUGGCUGGUCGUGCAUUUGUCGAGACGAUGCGAGCCACCCGCCCAGGAAUGACCGAGCACGAUCUCUAUGCGAUCGUCGACUACGAAUCACGAAGACGAGGUGCAACAUGCCUUUCCUAUGUACCCGUUGUCGCCGGUGGGAAAAAUGCUCUGAUCCUACACUAUACCAUGAACACGCAAAUUCUCAAAGACGGAGAUCUCGUUUUGAUGGAUGCUGGAGCGGAGUUUGGUGGAUAUGCUAGCGACAUCACACGCACAUGGCCGGUCAAUGGCAAGUUUACUUCGGCCCAAGCAGAUGUCUACGAAUCGGUUCUCAAAGUGCAAAAGCACUGCAUCAAUCUAUGCACUGAGUCGCACUCAAUGUCACUCGAUGAGAUUCAAAACAUCAGCUUUGAUCUUCUGCGCCUGGAAUGCCAGCGGAUGUUCAAACGCACUGUUGACUAUCUUGAAAUGAACGCGCUCUACCCUCACCACAUCAGCCACUGGAUUGGAUUGGAUGUUCACGAUAUCGGAACUGUGAGCCGAGGAAAGAAGCUCGAAGCUGGCAUGACGGUGACCAUAGAACCCGGCUUGUAUAUCCCCGACUCACCGCGCUAUCCGCCCGAAUACCGUGGCAUCGGCAUACGGAUUGAGGAUGAUGUUCUUGUUGGCACCAAGACACCCAUCGUACUCACGGCCGAGGCACCAAAGGAAAUUGUCGAUAUCGAGCACUGCAUGUCUCGUCCAAGCAAUGUGUGAUUGUGCACCAUCUGAC